CAGCACAGUGUGAUACAGUAUAUACUGUGAAGGUUCGCACUUAGAAAGCUUAGUAAUACCGGACGUAAAUGUAUGGCGUAGUGGGUCUUUAUAAUUUUUAGUGUUCGUUCACCAUUGUGGAUCCCUUGACUGUAGCUAUUCCCAGCAUAAUUUCCACACAACGAACAAUUCAAAUAGGAGAGCAUAGCACCAACAAAUUCAUACAUAAUAUGCAUAACAUACAAAAACUAUUAGUAUCAAACGAUACGGCAGUUUGCUUUGGGUACCCUAAAAAGGGGCUCAGGGGUAGUAAUUACAUAAGCAGAUCUCGGCUAGUUAUCGAUAGAUAAAAUUUCUCAGUUUCCACACAAUUGAAGCUUUACAACUCUUGAUAUUUGUUCUUCGUGGUUGUGAUCGAGGCGAACAGUCCCAGCACCACCGACGCUCCAAUGCACCUUACCACUGGACUGCGCCUCGCGCGCAUCCAUCCUUCCAUUCGAAGCCAUGGACCUUGGCCAUAUACCCUUACACCUCUCAUCUCAGCGAUUCCCAACCCUCCAAAGAGAUUAGGACCAAGUUCAAGUCUACAUCUGCGACGACUCGCCUCGACUUCAACAACAUCACAGUCGCAACCCAAAAAUGGCGACGCAACCCCUAUACAUUGGCCGCCGAAAUCUGCCGCCGAGCUUAUAUCCUCGACCACGCGCAUAACCUCUCCCCUUCCUCCUUCAUCACUCCUAAACCCACCCGCCAGCACACGCCCACCACCCCUCGACCUCCCAACGCGGGACCCCAACACCUCACUCUUCCGCUACCUCUACCACCUCGGCAAAGCGUAUAUGACAUUCUACAAAGCCGGCCUCUACGCCAUAAUCAUAAACCGACGCCUCCUAUCCCAAGCCUCAUCCACCGCACCCCCUCAAAUCCCCGGGUCCACGACAUUCCCCUCACGUUCCGACAUCCUCCUCCGGUCCCGCGUCCGCCACGACCUCUCGCGCCUCCCAAUAUUCGGCCUCCUAAUGCUUAUAUGCGGAGAAUUCACACCCCUAAUCGUCAUCAUAUUCCCGCGCCUCACACCCUUAACAUGUCGAAUCCCCAAACAAACCGACGCCCUACGCCUUCAAUCUGAAACCCGCCGUGAAAAGAGUUUCCGCGCGUUAAAGUACCACGUACAAUCUACCACCUCCGCGUCGCAGAUAAACCCGGAUAUCGCGAAUGGACAUAUAUGUCGCAGUCUAGGCCUAACGACUUCGUUCUGGGAUAGGAUUGGCAUGGAUGGACCGUUCGCAACGGGAUUAGCGCGACGCGCUGUACACCGUAUCGCGGUGGAUGAUGCGAUGAUUCGCGAAGGCGGGGGUGUGGAUGUGUUAGUUGAUGAGGAAGUAGUGCUAGCAUGCGAGGAUCGGGGGAUAAAGGUGCGGGAUCUGUCAGUGGACGAUUUAAGAAAGCGCCUGGAGGUGUGGUUACAGAGGACGGCUCCUGAUAGCGAAGUCACUUCGAAGGAGGCAGCGCAGAAAGAAGCGGAGGGUAAAGUUACAAUGGCGUUACUUGAACCGGAUGAGAAGGAGUGAAGGUUAGGUGCUAACUUCACGCCUUAUAUAUGUAUAUGAUAUAGAAAGUGUACGAUACGGAUCACGUUGGAAGGGAUAAAACGGUUCAGACAAAACUUGGCUCACUAAAAAGCA
Messenger RNA from Hypoxylon trugodes, 1664 nucleotides. RefSeq lists its product as uncharacterized. Lineage: Eukaryota; Fungi; Ascomycota; Sordariomycetes; Xylariales; Hypoxylaceae. Gene Ontology annotation, cellular component: mitochondrial inner membrane. The transcript is spliced from 3 exons. The record is from RefSeq and is a predicted model, not a curated record. The coding region runs from base 429 to 1550 and encodes 373 amino acids. Gene Ontology annotation, biological process: intracellular monoatomic cation homeostasis. Gene Ontology annotation, molecular function: ribosome binding.